Molecule: messenger RNA, 1377 nt
Organism: Sturnus vulgaris (Common starling)
Lineage: Eukaryota; Metazoa; Chordata; Aves; Passeriformes; Sturnidae
Product: indoleamine 2,3-dioxygenase 2
Biological process (GO): 'de novo' NAD+ biosynthetic process from L-tryptophan
Cellular component (GO): cytoplasm
Molecular function (GO): heme binding; metal ion binding; L-tryptophan 2,3-dioxygenase activity
Source: RefSeq, a predicted model, not a curated record
GGGGUGGCCAGAGCACAGCAGAGCCCAGCCAUGGAGAGCAGCGAUGGCACCGAGGAGCCCCCGCUGCCUCUGGCCCUGAGCAGGUUUCAGGUCUCCGAGGAGUUUGGCUUCCUGCUUCCCGACCCUCUGACAGAGCUGCCCGCACCCUACAGCCCCUGGAUGGAGCUCGCCCGGGAGCUGCCCCAGCUGAUCACGGGCCACCAGCUCCGCUCACGCGUUCACCAGAUGCCGCAGCUGAGCACCCAGCACCUGCAGGGACGUGAGGAGCUGCACCUGGCACACCUGGUGCUCAGCUUCAUCACCAUGGGCUACGUCUGGCAGGAGGGCGAGGAGGGCACCGUGCAGGUCCUGCCCCGAAAUCUCGCUGUCCCCUACUGGGAGGUGUCCCAGGCCCUGGGCCUCCCGCCCAUCCUCAGCCAUGCAGACUUUGUGUUGGCCAACUGGAGGAGGAAGGACCCCAAUGGGCCUCUGGAAAUUGAGAACCUGGACACCAUCAUCACUCUGCCUGGGGGAGAGAGCCUGCGGGGCUUCAUCCUGGUCACCCUGCUUGUUGAGAAGGCAGCAGUGCCUGGCAUUAAGGCAAUCGUGCAGGCCCUUGGUGCCACCCAGCAGAGGGAUGAGGAGUCCCUGCACAGAGCCCUGCAGGAGCUGGCAGGGGCCAUCGGGGCCAUGAGCCAGGCACUGAGGAGGAUGCACGACUAUGUGGAUCCAGAAGUGUUCUACUCGGUGAUCCGGAUCUUCCUCUCUGGUUGGAAGGACAACCCUGCCAUGCCCCACGGGCUCAUCUACGAGGGGGUGUCCCCGGAGCCCCUGGCGUUCUCGGGGGGCAGCGCAGCGCAGAGCUCGGUCCUGCACGCCUUCGAUGAGCUCCUGGGGAUCUGCCACCGCCACGACACUGCUGCCUUCCUGCACAGGAUGAGGGACUACAUGCCCCCGGCGCACAGAGCCUUCGUGCAGGAGCUGCGGGCCGCGGUGUCCGUGCGGCAGUGCGUGCUGGCCGCGGGCGACGCGCGGCUCCGCGCCGCCUUCAACCGCUGCGUGUGCGCGCUCACGGACUUCAGGUCCCAGCACAUCGCCAUCGUCACCAAGUACAUCGCCAUCGCGGCCACCAAAGCCAGGGCCAGGCGGGCAGAGCCCAGUGCCGGCGCUGGCCCCUCUGCGGGGAAGCCCCCGGCUGCCCUGGAGGCCAAAGGCACCGGCGGGUCCCAAAUCUUCAGCUUCCUGAAGAGCAUCAGGGACAGCACCAGGGAGGGGCUGAUCAGUGCCUGACCUACCCCGAGAGCUGCCCGAAGUGGGCGCAGGAGCUCGAGGGGCUUGGGUGUCUGUGUGCGAGGCACAAGCCAAGAUCCAGAACCUGCCAGCACCAGCAGCAGCAGC